GUCUAUUCUAUGCAACAGAAGAAGACGAAGACGAAGCGGAAGGGAAGGCAAUGGACUCCGUCAUGUCCACGUCCGCGGCUCUGUCGUACCACAAUGUCGGGGACUUUUACCCCAGAAAGUUGGGGCCGAAGCCGGACGUGGUCCCUUCCGGGGUGACGGAGAGGAAAGUGGGCGCGCUGGACAAGCCCGACAUGGUGUCGGUGGACGUCAUCAACGAAGCGGACCUGCCCGUGCACCGGAAGAAGCAGGACACGUACGUCUUGGGCACCAUUCAUCCCUUCAGGAAGACACACAGGUCAUUUUCUGGAAAACUCCUGCAAGAAUUCCGAUUGGUCGCCUCAGAUAGACGGUCAUGGAGGAUCCUGCUGUUCGGUUCUCUCAACCUGCUGUGCACCGCCUGUCUGCUCAUGUGGUGCAGCGCCACCAACAGCAUGGCUCUGACGGCCUACACCUACCUGACCAUCUUUGACCUCUUCAGUUUGAUCACAUGUCUGAUCAGUUCCUGGGUGAGCAUGAAGAAGCCCAGCCAGGUCUUCUCCUUUGGGUUUGACAGACUGGAGGUUCUGGCCGUUUUUGCCUCCACUGUUCUGAUCCAGCUGGGAGCCUUGUUCAUCCUGAAGGAGAGCGUGGAGCGCUUCAUGGAGCAGCCUGAGGUCCAUACAGGUCGCCUGCUGGUGGGCACGUUUGUGGCGCUCUUCUUCAACCUGCUCACUCUCAUGUCAGUGCGCAACAAACCCUUCGCCUGCGUGUCCCAAGCGGCCAGCAGCAGUUGGCUUCAGGAACACGUAGCAGAUAUGAGCAGAAGUCUGUGCGGCGUCAUUCCAGGUCUGAGCAGUGUGCUGCUGCCGCGCAUGAAUCCCUUUGUCCUCAUCAACCUGGCGGGGGCGCUGUCGCUCUGCGUCACCUACAUGCUCAUCGAGAUCAAUAACUUCAACGCGGUGGACACGGCCUCAGCGGUCGCCAUCGCUCUCAUGACCUUUGGCACCAUGUAUCCCAUGAGCGUCUACAGCGGGAAGGUGCUGCUGCAGACCACGCCCUCUCACGUCAUUGGCCAGUUGGACAAGUUGCUGCGAGAGGUAUCCACGUUGGACGGCGUGCUGGAAGUUCGCAAUGAGCACUUUUGGACGGUCGGCUUUGGAUCGCUGGCAGGCUCCGCCCACGUUCGUAUCCGCCGCGACGCCAACGAGCAGCUGGUCCUGGCUCACGUCACCAACCGCCUUCUUCCUCUGGUGUCCACGCUGAGCGUGCAGAUCUUUAAGGACGACUGGAGCAGACCGCUCCUCACCGCCUCGUCCGUCUCGCCCGCCGGCGCCGCCGAAGCCUACGGCGCCCUCUCCGCUUCCACGGCGCCCUCGUCCCUCACGUCGCCGGGAGGCGAGCUGGAUCGGCUGACGUCUACGCCCUCCAAGCCCAGCAGUCCUCCUCCGGAGUUCUCCUUCAACACGCCCGGCAGGAACAUGCAGGCCGUCACACUUCCUGCGGCGGGCCGACACGCGCAUCACGGGCCUUACUCCUACCCCGCCAUGCUGAGUCACGCCUUAGUCCGGCCUGGAGACGCCCUGGGUCUCGGCGUGCCGGGAUUGGGUGCGGGGUACGGAGCGGAUGUGGGCGGGGCCAGGAUGGCGUGGUCUCAGAACUACAGAACUUUGGGCGGCACGUCUCAGUACAGACCGUACCGACCCUGACUGGACCAACAUGGACUUCUAGCUCCUCCAAAGAGACCACGCAGCAUCUUUACACGCCAUUCCUUUUUUUUUAACGCCUUCUUGUCAUAUCGGCGAGGGGGCGGGGCCAAGAUUCUCUUUUUUUAUUUAGUCUGAAACUUUAUUCAACGGUGUUUCCAGAAGGUGCAACAGAAAAAGUGCUGACUCCGCCCCCUCAAGCCAAAGUGUUGUGCUGUGAUGUCCUCACGUUGUCACGGCAACAAGGAUGUCGUCAUUGACGACCUUCAUCGAGCGAGCAAGUUUUCACGUGUUUUGGACGGCGACUGGAGAAGCGAUGGCCGGGCGUCGCCACGUGCGAUGAGGUCAUCGCUUUGUGACAACGCCUCGUUUGAAAAUUAAAAACAAUCUUUUUCCAGCUCACUUUCUUCUUCUCUUUUCUUGUCUGGAAAGUCCAGUUGACUCUGAAGGUGUAGGGAGGUGCUUUUGCCAGCAGGGGGCAUCCACACCUCUAAGACUUUUAUUUUGAAACGUCCAGUGAGUUGGGGAUUAUUUCUAAACGCUCAUGUCCAUGUUGUCAAGGGUUGCCAUGGAAACGUCACAAUCAACUACUGUGUAGCAACGUGAUGAUAUCACAAUGACAUCGUCAUGUAUCGGAGAGAAGCAUCGUCCUCUGCAGUGGACAUUUUUGUAUUUAAAGAAUGUUGAUUCUGAGGAGAUGAACUGAUUAUUAAACUUUUAAUCACGCUAA
This is a messenger RNA of Nerophis lumbriciformis (worm pipefish), 2412 nucleotides long. It is a transcript of the gene slc30a6, whose product is annotated as solute carrier family 30 member 6. Gene Ontology annotation, cellular component: Golgi apparatus; membrane. The record is from RefSeq and is a predicted model, not a curated record. Gene Ontology annotation, molecular function: monoatomic cation transmembrane transporter activity. Gene Ontology annotation, biological process: zinc ion transport; transmembrane transport. Lineage: Eukaryota; Metazoa; Chordata; Actinopteri; Syngnathiformes; Syngnathidae.